Spodoptera litura is the source of this 2316-nucleotide messenger RNA. RefSeq names its product FUS RNA binding protein cabeza. The record is from RefSeq and is a predicted model, not a curated record. NCBI's taxonomy places the organism in Eukaryota, Metazoa, Arthropoda, Insecta, Lepidoptera, Noctuidae. Gene Ontology annotation, molecular function: RNA binding. Gene Ontology annotation, biological process: regulation of DNA-templated transcription.
ACGAAUGGCGGCCUGGCGGGGGGCGCCAUUGUAGCGUAGCGUGGCGUGGUUGCCUGGUUGGUCUGUUCAACUUUGCCGUUCGUGAUCUGUGUGGUUCUUGUUCGUUGAUUUCAUUGACACACGGCCACGCUUUCUUGAUCAACUUCUAGCAUUUAAUCUAGGAUUUAGUUAAUAUGGGUGACCCGGGUGAUUAUAGUGGUGGAUACUCUGCUCAAUAUUCUGUUCCACCACCAGCUAUGGCUUCUGGUGAUAAUAGUUAUUCUGGCUCUGGUCAGGGAUAUCAAAGCAGUUAUGGUUCUGGCCAAAACCAAGAUUGGAACCAACCAAACACCGGAGGUAAUGCUUAUGGAAGUGGCCAACAAGGAAAUAAUUAUGGCCAAAGCUAUGAUUCUUCAAACUACAGUAGUGGUGGUAGUGGAGGUGGUUAUGAUAGAAACAACAGCGGUGGCUACAAUGUAAGUGGUGGUGACCGUGGCAGCAGUAAUUACUAUGGCGGUGGUGACCGUGGAGGAUCAAAUUAUGGUGGAGACAGAGAUCGUGACAGACAAGGAUACUCUGGUGGUGGAGGCAAUGGUGAUCGAGGAGGGUUUGGAGGAGGUGAUCGAGGCUACAAUAGAGAUGGGGGGAAUAGAGAUGGUGGAUAUGGUGGCGGCGGCAGGGGGGGUGGUUAUAAUAAAGGUGGCGGCGGUGGAUACGGCGGCGACCGAGGUGGGGGUGACAUGGUGACUCAGGAAGACACGAUUUUCAUUCAAGGAAUGAAUCCAUCUACAACUGAAGAUGAGCUAUGUCAGCACUUUGGUUCUAUUGGUAUUAUUAAGACCGACAAGAAAACUCAAAGACCAAAGGUCUGGAUGUAUAAAGAUAAAGUAUCUGGACAACCAAAAGGAGAAGCUACUGUGACUUAUGAAGACUCUAAUGCCGCAUCCUCAGCUAUUCAAUGGUUUGACGGAAAAGAUUUCAAUGGAGCUACAAUCAAAGUAUCUCUAGCUCAACGCCAAAAUACAUGGGGUGGUAACAAAGGAGGUGGCGGCGGUGGAUUCCGUGGAGGGCGCGGGGGUGGCGGCGGCCGCGGCGGUGGUGGCGGCGGCGGCGGCGGCGGCGGCCCAAGAGGUGGAGGCAGUUCAGGCGGAGGUGGUGGCCUGCCUUCUGGCAAUAGAGCCGGUGAUUGGAGAUGUCCUAAUCCAAGCUGUGGAAAUACAAACUUUUCUUGGAGAAAAGCAUGCAACAGGUGUAAUGAGGAGAAACCAGAGGGUGCCGGCGGUGCAAGUGGCGGUCCUCCGUCGGGCGGUAAUGGACGCGGUGGUGGCGGCGGCGGCGGUGGUCCACCUGGCCGCGGAGGUCGCGGAGGCGGUGGACGAGGCGGCGGUGGCUGGGGCGGCGGCGGCGGCGGCCGCGGGGAUCGAGGAGGAGACCGUGGUGGCGACCGCCGCAGUUACGGCAGUGGUGGCGGCGGAGACCGCGGCAGUGGCGGCGGCGCAAUGAGGAGUGACGGCGGGGGCCGGGACCGCCAAAGACCAUAUUGAUUAAAUUAAUAUUACCUUUAUUUAGAUGUAAUAAGUUUGUUUUGUAAUUACGAAUUGACUUACCGUAUAGUUGUUCUUUCUUGUAUAAAAUCACCUAUCUAGUAAGAUACUUAUACCAUUUAAGUGUGAAAGUUCAUGAUACAAUAGCUUGAAUAGUCAAAUCUAUUGAAAAUCGUAUAGAAAAUGAAAAACUAGCUACUUCAUUGUAAAAUGACAAUGAGAGUUAUAUUUUCUAAAUACAUAAGGUAUUUUUUUAAAACAUUAAGUUUACAAUUGUACAACAAUACUAUUUUGUUCUUCAUCGAUUCUUACCGUCGUCGUAGAUAAAAGUCGUGUGAAUGAUGUUGGAAUUUGUAUGUAAAUGAGUUUCUUUUAUUUUACAAAUACAUUUUACAAUGUAGCAUUUCUACUAUAAUCUUAACUUUUAACUCAAUUCAUAAUUUAUAAUACAUAACAGUUUUAAUGUUGCAACAUUUUGAGAACUUAUCGAAUCGGGAAUAAAAUAGAGUUGUAUCUAUUAGAAAUUAACGAUUAGGUAGUAGACCAAUCAGUUAUUAGUUUCGUUAUAACUUUCACUGUUGUCACCCUUAAAAUUGUGAUCGAGUUCAGAUUAUAGUUGAAUUAAAGUUCAUACUAUAGGCAUAAUGCAUCCUUCUCUAGCUUAGUUUCUAAUCAAAAUAAGUUGUUUCCACAUGGUAUAUAUUUUUGCAUUUUUUAUUUAUUAUCCAUUAAGGAUGAAUAGUAUUAUGUAUUUGAAACUUUGUAUGCAUUCAUUAAAUAGUUAUAAUAGUGA